Molecule: messenger RNA, 3464 nt
Organism: Trichosurus vulpecula (common brushtail)
Lineage: Eukaryota; Metazoa; Chordata; Mammalia; Diprotodontia; Phalangeridae
Gene: NQO1
Product: NAD(P)H quinone dehydrogenase 1
Exons: 6
Coding region: 190-1008 (272 amino acids)
Cellular component (GO): cytosol
Molecular function (GO): NAD(P)H dehydrogenase (quinone) activity
Source: RefSeq, a predicted model, not a curated record
UCUCUCUGCCCGCUGCCCGCCGCUCCCCGUUGACUUCCUACCCUAAGUGGGCUGGCCAUGACCACAGAACUAUAAAGGGCCUGGCUCCAACGCCCACCUUGAACUGCGUAGCGUAGACGCUGCUCGCUGCCGGGGUCGGGAUCCUUGGCCGCUGCUCCUCUGACCAGUUCGAUUCCCUCUGCCGGACCGAUGGCCGCCAAGAAAGCACUGAUAGUUCUGGCUCACUCAGAAAAGACAUCCUUCAACUAUGCCUUGAAAGCAGCUGCCCAGGAGGCUUUAAAGAAGAAGGGCUGGGAGGUCACAGUGUCAGACCUGUAUGCCCUGAAUUUUAAUCCACUGAUCUCUAGAAAGGACAUCACAGGUGGCCUAAAGGACCCUGACAACUUUAAGUAUCCAGUUGAAUCUGUUCAGGCUUACAAGGAGGGGCGGCUGAGCUCGGACAUUGUCGCCGAACAGAAGAAGGUAGCAGAUGCGGAUCUCGUGAUAUUUCAGUUUCCAAUGCAGUGGUUUGGAUUGCCUGCUAUCCUGAAGGGUUGGUUCGAUAGAGUUUUCAUUGGAGAAUUUGCCUAUUCAUACGCCACCAUGUAUGAUAAAGGGCCCUUUAAGAACAAGAAGGCUGUGCUCUCCAUCACCACUGGAGGGGCUGGCUCCAUGUAUUCACUGUUGGGUGUCCACGGGGACAUGAAUGUCCUUCUCUGGCCAAUCCAGAGCGGCAUUCUGUACUUCUGUGGUUUUCAAGUCUUGGAACCUCAGCUUACCUACGGUAUUGGGCACACACCAGCAGAGGAACGGCUUCAGAUUCUGGAAAGAUGGAAAAAACGCCUGGAAAACAUCUGGGAAGAGAAGCCGCUGUCCUUUGCUCCAAGCAGCUACUUUGAUUUGAAGUCAGGGUUCUUGUUGAAAAAAGAAGUUCAGGAAGAACAAAAAGACAAGAAAGUUGGGCUUUCUGUUGGUCACCACUUAGGCAAAAGCAUCCCAACUGACAACCAGAUCAAAGCCAAGAAAUAGGACACCACAAAACUCAUUCUCUUCUAAGAAUUUAUCGAAUCAUCUGAUUUCAUUUUUAACGUCUUCUUGCCCUGACCCUUUAGGACUCUCUCCAAAUCUAUUUUGAGGGACUGAGUGAGGAUGACAGUUCAAUGGCACUCAAAAGCUUCUAGAUAUUUUUUGUAAUUGAGUUCUUAACUUUAGCAGGUUCUAAGGCUUGUUCCAUGGGCUGGCUAAACCUGAUGUAGUCCCCAGUUCUUUUGGUUACUUGGAUUUUACGAAUACAGUAUGUCCAACACUGGAGAUUAAAUAGAAUUGUUCUUGUUGCAGAACAAGAGUUGGAAUUUAUGCAGAGCAGGACAUCAUGUAUGUAUUUUAAAAUUUAAAAAAAGUUUAUUCACGUGAGUGUUUUCUUAAUUUGAAAAGGAGCUAGCCUACAAUAAAUGAAUGGUACCAAGAAAAAGCAAAACUAGGUAAACCUUUCUUUGCCAUGGAUAUUUGUGUCUGAAAUCCUAUCCUCAACCCAUUUAUGUUUCAAAGCCUCCAAGGUAUUUAAUUGAUUUAUAGUCACUUGAUGGUAGGUUCUAACCUUCUGUAUAACAGGGGAUAUGAUUUUUAAGUUUCACUGUAUUUGUAAUUCAGGGGUGUCAGGCUCCCUCCCUCACCUUUCAAAUUCAGUUUUUUUUAAUUGGACCUCCAUCUUUUUUUCAUUGAUGAUUAGGUUCAGGUUUGCAGAAUGUCAUCUUGGUUUGUAUCUUUAGCUCCUUUGCUUUUGCUAAUAUAUAUUCCAUUCCCUUCUGUGGUUUUUAGUUGGUGCAGAAUUGUCUUGUAGUAUUUGAAUUUCAUUUUCUUUAGGCUUGAAGGUCUUUCUUUUGGUUGUUUGCAGGAUUUGUUGCUCGCCAUCAGAAGUGAACUGCUCAAUUUAACCACCAUGUGCCUUGGAGCAGGAUAGGUUUGUUUGUUUAUUUGUUUUCCUGGAGGUGAUUCUGUGGAUUCUUUUAUUGGUGCUUUGUUUUCUAUGGUGAGAAGUUCUGGGUAGAUUUCUUGUAUUAUUUCUUGCAUUAUGGUAUUCAGAUUUUUGACUUGUCAUUUUCUUUUCAGAGAUUUAUGAUUCCUUAGUUCUUUUUACAUAUGCUAUAUUCAAAGUCAAUAUAUUUAGCUUGUAUGGCGAUCAUGUAUUCUUUUAAUGUUAUCUUUUUUCUUAAAUUACUUUUUCUAGAUUUUUUUUUGCUUAAAUAUAUUUUUAUUCCUAAUCAGUUCCUCUCUUUUUUGCUUCUUUGGAGAGACUUGACAUCAUGGAUUCAGGUUUUUCUACUUUCCUAAUUAUUUUGGCCGUGCAAGCCAUAAAUGCUUCCAUUUGUUCCCUUUUAAUUUUGUCUUUCCAGAUUCUUACUUCCUUCUUAAACCAUGUGGGACCAUUCUGGUGCAGUUCCAUGCUUGUAUAGGAACUCACAGGGUCCUCUGUCUCGUCUGGUGUUGGGCCAAUUUCCUUUGUCUCCCAAUACUUAUUUAGGGAUCUUUGUAGUUACUUAGAUGUCUUUGUGGCUGUUAUUCCUUCUAUUUUAAUAUGUUCCCCAUAGUUUUAUCUUUUGUACUCUAGAUUUUAAACUGAGGUUUCUUGUUAUGAAGAUCAUUUUAUUUUUAUGUUUUGGUCUUUUCCCCCUCAUAUUUCCCCUUUGCUCACAUUCUCUCUCCUUCCCCUUUAAUGGAAGGUACCUGAAGGCUGGACCUCAAGGUUGUCUCAGUUUCCUCUCAUAGUUGGGAAAUUCAUUUUUUACCUCUCAUUCUCAUGGGUGGACAAAACUAGAUGGUGGACAAAAGGAAGAUGCCAGCUCCCUUUCCUUUAGGCCAGGUGUGGCAGCCCUUCACACACACUAACACUCUGACCCAGUUUUUUCUCAUUUCAUUUUCUGGCUGAGUGCUGCUGCCCAAGACAGAGUGUGCUCCCACCUUUCUAUACUUCCUCCUCCUCUGCAAGUGGGGAGUUAGAGUUUAGGUCUGCUGUUUGUUGCUGCAGAAUGGUGGGGUCAAGGGAGGGGCAGGGUGUCCUGAUAAAGAUGACAAAAUCAGCAAGGCCAUUUCUGAGUGAAUUCCAGUGCAUAAAUAGAUGGGUCCAGUUGUGAAACCUGUCAGAGCAUGGGGGCUGGUGGGAAAUAGGGUGCUGAGUGAGCAUGUUAGGAAUUAAUUUUCUUUGCUAUUAAUUCAUAAGGCUGUUAAUGUUGUGCAGAGUUCUUAGCCCCUUGGCUUGCAGAGAGAGCUGCAAUUGUUUUGCUUCUUGAUCAUAACUCUUAGUUUGGGAAAAUUUUAAGAGGGAAGACUGAAGAAAAUGUCUAGUUCAUUUGGUUGGUCAUAUGAUAAAGACAUCCAAAUCUCAGCAUUAGGAAGGCCCUUAGUGAUUGAUUAUCUAGGCUAGAAAUGUUUUUGAAUUAAAUUUUUUUUAAUCCACAAAAAUCCGCCUUCUCUCUCUACCACUCUUC